Molecule: messenger RNA, 2149 nt
Organism: Exserohilum turcica Et28A
Lineage: Eukaryota; Fungi; Ascomycota; Dothideomycetes; Pleosporales; Pleosporaceae
Exons: 2
Coding region: 53-1891 (612 amino acids)
Cellular component (GO): nucleus
Molecular function (GO): histone H4K20 methyltransferase activity; protein binding
Source: RefSeq, a predicted model, not a curated record
CCGGUCGCGUGUCCAUACCCACCAUCUCGUUCUCCCUGCCAGCCGCCCAGCCAUGGCGCCCGCGACGAAACUCACACUGGACAAGCUGGCCAUGUUCGACGAUGUCAUCACCGACGCCGUCAUCGACAAGGUCUACGGCUGGUUCACAAUCCGCAAGAACCGCGGCGGCCGCUUCACGGGAUCGCGACGGCUGAAAGAGGAAGCUGUAGCCGACAUCAUUCGCCAACAUGUCAUCUGGGACAAAGAUCCCGCUGAAGCCGUGCAGAGGCUGCUCCAGCUACCCGGCCUGCGCCGCUUCCUCACCAGCCUCAAGGACGAGCGCGAUCAGGAGCAGUUCAGGCGCCACCUGCGGAGAUAUGUCAACAUCUACAUGCCCGACUGCCAGUUCGACGUGACCACCACGAACCGCUACACAAUCACCGAGCACGAGGCCUCGAUUACCGCGCGACGAGACAUCAACCCACGCGAGGAGAUCAAAUACCUGACCGGCGUCCAGGUGGCUAUGACCGAGGAGCAGGAGAAGACGUUGGAGCUGGCGCGCAAGGACUUUAGCUUGGUCAUUUCUAGCAGAAAGAAGACUCGCUCGCUGUUCCUGGGACCCGCGCGAUUUGCCAACCAUGACUGCGACGCCAAUGCAAAGCUCACGACCAAGGGCUACGACGGCAUGCAGAUUGUCGCGGUAAAGCCCAUCUACGAGGGAGAGGAGAUUACAGUCUCGUACGGUGAGGACUACUUUGGCGACGACAACGAAGAGUGUCUCUGCAGCACGUGUGAAAACUUGCAGCAGAAUGGCUGGGCGCCCAUGCAGCGGGUCAAGCGCAGCGACGACGACGAAGACGUUGGCUCCGAGGACACGGAAACAUGUGCAAAGAGGCGGCGAGAAGAUGCGACGGUGGAAGACCCCUCGUCUGACGCCACGCCAGGACCCAAGCGACAAAAGACUUCGCCGACAAAAUCGCACGAGUCAAAUCUACUUCGCAAGACGACGCUAAAAAAGGCACAUAGCACAUCAUCUUUGCGCCAGGAAGUUCCAGUCUCAAGCAUUGAAGAUGCUGGAAACAGCCUGGCUACGCUGCCGCAAAUAUCACGCGAUAUCCGCAACCAGCAGCGCGAAGGCUUUCUCACAGUAAACACGGAUGAAACUAUUUCGUCACGCGAAAUCUCUCCUCAAUCAUCAAUCGCGGCAGCCUCGCCCAAGUCUGCAGAGUCAACGGAUGCCACGUCGAUUGAUGACGAUCAUCCGCAAGAAGGCGGCGAACCGAAAGACAAGAUUGAGAUUGGCCCGGAAACCAUGCACCAUCAGCCCGCAUUGGAAGUAGCAACAGUGAAGGAGGAAAUCACUACUACGACUACGAUUGUCAAACGCAAGCCACGACCGACGUUUCGAACCACUCGCUCCAAAUCGCGCUUCGACGUUCAGAACCGUGUGGGAACACCGAUAACCAUCGAAGAAGGUGAUGAGGCCGACUACAUUGAGAAUCCGCGCAAGCCAGGUGACUACAUGACCUCGAAUGCUGUGCUCUCGGCCAAGUACUCAAAGUGGGUCAACUGCCACACGUGCGACACAGACUUUGUUCAGCAAGACGGCUACAAUACUCGCAAGGACUGUCCGCGCUGCGAACGCCACUCAAAAUUGUACGGGUUUGCCUGGCCAAAGACAGAAAGAGAGGGUAAGCAUGACAAGGAGCAGCGCAUCCGCGACCAUCGUACUGUACAUCGCUUCGUCGAUCCAGACGAGGAGCGCCAAUUGAAGCGUGACAAGGUCAAGAAGAUGAUCAAAGAAACUAUCAAAGAGCGGUUUUCAACACCCCGCAGUGCAAGGGACACGAUGAGUUCGAGCGUCGACAUCGAUAUCGGCAGAAAGAGACGAAGAAUCAGGAAGACUAUGUAGCAGUAACGUUUACAAGAGGGAGUGGCAAGAGCUGGAAAGAAGGAAAGAGACUUGACAUCACUUCUCGCUUUUUGAAACGAGUUCUAUUUGUGAAAGCAUACGAAUCUAAACGCAUUGGCAGGAGUUUACGUCAGCACUUGCUUUUUUAUGGCACAGAACUGUUGGGAGAGCGACUGCAUCCAGCAGUUAUUUUUUUCUCCUUUCUUUAUUCUCCUUGGUUGCAUUUCUGCACUCACUUCUUUCCGGUUUCUCAAUUGC